CCCCUCCUCAAAUGACAUGGAGUGACGCACUCGCGGCAGGCACAGACCCCGGAUUUAUUAUUAUCAGACAACACAGGCUAAUUGUUUCUUGACUGCACAUUGCGGCAACCUGGGGAACAGAGACGAAAAGCGUUCACUAUAGCUAAAUCUGUAUCUGACAACGGCGGACUUAGUAUGAGCCAUGUCAUGCCGUGUUGUUGGUGGAUGCGGUGGUGUCUGGGUCUAUUACCGCGUAGAGCUGAAAGGGGCGAGUGUCGACGGGGUGGAGCCGAAUAUAUAAUAAAAACGAUUGAGAAACGGCGUGGCGUUGCGGCAUCGGGCCCGCACUGCUCCCGAAAUCAAGCCACAGAACGGCCUUGUAAGGCUGGUGCUCCCCCGUCGGAGCCGGGUGAGACGCAGCGAACGCAAGCCCCCGCACCACGGAAGCAGAACGAAUGCACAACGGAAAAGAAAGAAACAGGGGGCCAAAGACAGGGCAAAAUGAGGACAAGGUGCAAUGCAAUCAUCCCACCGCGACAGAUGAAAUAGCUUAGGCUCGGGCAUAGGGGCUGAGGGGACCAGGCAAGACAUACUCUCUUCUUUUCAGCCGAACAGGGGCGUUUCAAGCAGCGUCGCUUGCCACCACGCUACGUAGUCCGCUCCGUACACUACGAGAUAACACUUGUGUAUCCUCGCAUCUCUAGUGUAAGGCGCUCAUCGUAGCGUAUUCUAGAGCAACUGCACUACCG
Molecule: messenger RNA, 728 nt
Organism: Lasiosphaeria miniovina
Lineage: Eukaryota; Fungi; Ascomycota; Sordariomycetes; Sordariales; Lasiosphaeriaceae
Exons: 1
Source: RefSeq, a predicted model, not a curated record